Molecule: messenger RNA, 2670 nt
Organism: Betta splendens (Siamese fighting fish)
Lineage: Eukaryota; Metazoa; Chordata; Actinopteri; Anabantiformes; Osphronemidae
Gene: pabpc4
Product: poly(A) binding protein, cytoplasmic 4 (inducible form)
Exons: 15
Coding region: 404-2287 (627 amino acids)
Cellular component (GO): ribonucleoprotein complex
Molecular function (GO): RNA binding
Source: RefSeq, a predicted model, not a curated record
CCCCACGCACUCUCUUUCCCCGGCCACAAAACAAACCGUGAGUGUCUAACUCACUGUUGUUGAAAAAAAAAAAACCUAAAAUAAAAAUCAUAUAAAAAAUACAAAACACAAAAUCUUUAUAAAAAACAACCAAUACGCUUAAAAUAAAUACAAACGUUAAAAAAAUAGCAAAAUUAAUAUUAAAAAAAAACACCAGGAGGCCGCGGAGUCUGAACGGAUCUUCAGGAGACAUCGAUUUGUACCGUGACUUGUUUCCUUUUUUGCCCAAGUUUGACAUUUCGUCCGCACGCUUCGCUGCGGAGCCCGAAGCCCGAGGCGCAGUUCGGAGCCGGCUCUCACUCCCUGUCGGCAUUUUUUCCGGGGGGACGCAUCGCUCUCGCCUCUCUCCGCGUAACUGCGAGAUAUGAACGCAGCGACGGGGAGUUAUCCGAUGGCUUCUCUCUACGUUGGCGACCUGCACCCCGACAUCACGGAGGCGAUGCUCUACGAGAAAUUCAGCCCGGCCGGACCGGUCCUCUCCAUUCGGGUCUGCCGGGACAUGAUCACCCGGCGCUCCCUGGGCUACGCGUACGUCAACUUCUCCCAGCCCGCGGACGCCGAAAGAGCCCUGGACACCAUGAACUUUGACGUGGUGAAAGGGAAGCCGAUCAGAAUCAUGUGGUCCCAGAGAGACCCGUCCCUCAGGAAGUCCGGCGUGGGCAACGUGUUCAUCAAGAACCUGGACAAGUCCAUCGACAACAAGGCGCUGUACGACACCUUCUCUGCGUUCGGCAACAUCCUCUCCUGCAAGGUGGUUUGCGACGAAAACGGCUCCAAGGGCUACGCGUUCGUCCAUUUCGAGACCCAGGACGCCGCCGACCGCGCCAUCGAGAAGAUGAACGGCAUGCUGCUGAAUGACCGCAAGGUGUUCGUGGGUCGUUUCAAGUCUCGCAAGGAGCGUGAGGCUGAGCUGGGAGCGAAGGCCAAAGAGUUCACCAACGUCUACAUCAAGAACUUCGGGGACGAUAUGGACGAUGAUCGACUGAAGGAGAUUUUUGACAAAUACGGGAAAACACUCAGCGUGAAAGUGAUGACCGACCCCACCGGCAAAUCCAGAGGCUUCGGAUUUGUUAGUUAUGAGAAGCAUGAGGACGCUAACAAGGCCGUAGAAGACAUGAACGGCACCGAACUCAACGGCAAGACUGUGUUCGUGGGCCGAGCUCAGAAGAAGAUGGAGCGGCAGGCGGAGCUGAAGAGGAAGUUUGAGCUCCUGAAGCAAGAAAGGAUCAGUCGUUAUCAGGGUGUUAAUCUUUACAUUAAAAACCUGGAUGACACAAUCGACGACGAGAAACUGCGCAAGGAAUUCUCCCCGUUCGGAUCCAUUACAAGUGCCAAGGUGAUGCUGGAGGAGGGCCGCUCCAAAGGCUUCGGCUUCGUGUGCUUCUCGUCCCCCGAGGAGGCCACCAAGGCCGUGACCGAGAUGAACGGCCGCAUCGUGGGCUCCAAGCCCCUCUACGUGGCCCUCGCUCAGCGCAAAGAGGAGCGCAAGGCUCACCUCACCAACCAGUACAUGCAGCGCAUCGCCGGCAUGAGGGCCAUGCCCGCCAACGCCAUCAUUAACCAGUUCCAGCCCACCAGCGGCUACUUCAUGCCAGCAGUGCCACAGGCCCAGAACAGGACCACGUAUUAUGCACCCAAUCAGCUGGCCCAAAUGCGUCCCAACCCUCGAUGGCAACAACAAGGAGGAAGAGGUCAAGGUGGAUUCCAGGGAAUCCCCGGCUCCCUGCGUCAGCCUGGACCACGUGCCAACCUGAGACACAUGUCUCCCAGUAGCAGCUCCCAAGGCCCACGAGCUUCUGGACAGUCCAUGGCUCCUCGUCCCUCCAUGGGAGUCCCCGGCCCUCGGGCCAUGCCUCCUUACAAAUAUGCCACUAAUGUCCGUAACCCCAACCCCCCCGUGGUGCAGCCUAUUGCCUUGCAACAGGCUCAGCCAGCCGUUCAUGUUCAGGGGCAGGAGCCUCUCACAGCCUCGAUGCUAGCUGCUGCGCCCCCUCAGGAGCAGAAGCAGAUGCUGGGGGAGCGCCUGUUCCCACUGAUUCAGGCCAUGCAUGCCAACCUGGCAGGGAAGAUCACCGGCAUGUUGCUGGAGAUCGACAACUCUGAACUGCUUCACAUGCUGGAGUCUCACGAAUCUCUGCGUUCAAAGGUUGAAGAAGCUGUCGCCGUCUUACAGGCCCAUCAGGCCAAGAAAGACGCCACCCAGAAGGUGGGAAGCAUGGCACCUACUGCUACUGCUGCCACAUCCUGAAGACUAUGUAUAUGGACUUGGGGUGGAAGAAAAAUGUGGAGAGACGUUCGCCUACACCAAAGUCCUCCGGACAAUUAUGCAAAACCAGAAAAACUGAGGGUGUAAUUUGAAAACAUACUUGAACAUUUUGGAAAAUACAACAGUUCCUAAUUUUCUAGUUCUGUAAUACUUUUAAACUCCAAAGCAGAGGCAAUAAAGCAAACUGAUCUUGAAUGAAGGCCACUCAUUUUGUGGAGGAGAUAGAACUUUUUCUAAAAGGAAUACGGGCCUAGUUCAUUUUUUUUUGCUUGACAGUUUUACGCUUGAUUUGAAAUGACGAACUCUUCCAUCCUACCAUGUUAUCAUGGGUGUGUGGUGUUCUCAAUAAAGGGAUGACAUAUCAA